CCAACGCCUCUCUCUACUGUUUUUUUUUUUUAACCCCUUUCACCUUUGAAAAUUCAACUACAGUACACUCUGAUUAGGUGUUAAUCUCUGUUUUGGUUGUUGUCGUUGAGUUUCCCAUGUUUUGGCUUGCUAGGUAUUCUUCUCCUGCGAGGGAAUCGCUGGUUUAGGAGUUUCUGUUGCUACUCUUUUUGGGGUUGCUGGAUUGUUGUUUGAGUCUUCUUUCUUUGGCUUGGUUUUUUGUGGCCUGUUUUUUCGAGUUUUCCUGACUAGGGGUCUGUCCCUGAGAGGGUGUAAUCUUGUGUUUGAGCUUUAUAAAGUUUUUAGUUCAACCAAAAAAAAAAAAAAAAAUCAACUACACUCUACCCAUCUCCAUGAUCUCCUUUUUCCCCCCCUUUCCCCCACGAAUGGCAUCCCCAUGAUGGUCAAUGGUGGUCGAAUCGAAGUCAAGCUAUGAAGAGUGCCGGCGACAGAGGCUGAAAGAGAACAAGAGGAGACUAGAGGAGCUGAAUCUGGGGAACCCCAGCUCGCUGAAGCUCUCAAGGCCUCUAGCCCUCAGCCCUCUCCGGCGAAGCAGGUGAAACCGUUUGUUUUAGAAGAUUUAAGAUUAGGGGAUGGGAGAACCAGACUGUUCCUGAGUUCAAACUUGUAGAAAAGGAAAUACAUUGGAAAAAAGAAAAAGUGAGAAAGAAAAAAAGCCGAGAAGAAGGUGGACUCCGAAAAAAUAAUGCGGUCUGUCGCUGCUUAAACCAUUGGAAAAUCAAUGGAAACCUUUACCCAUCUUUUUGUCUACUCUUUCUUCUUCUCCCUCUUAAGAACCUCCAUUACACAAGACACUAUUACUGCAAGUCAAUCCAUCAGAGACGGUGGCACUUUAGUUUCAGCUGGCGGAUCAUUUCAAUUGGGAUUCUUCAGCCCAGGUAAUUCCAAAAGUCGAUAUGUGGGGAUAUGGUAUGUGAUAUCUCCGGAGAUAGUUGUCUGGGUAGCCAACAGAGAUGCUCCGCUUAGCGAUCACUCAAGUAUUCUUAAGGUAACUGGUGACGGAGUUCUUGUGCUUCUUAAUAGCACGAAUGGUAUUGUUUGGUCAUCUAAUACAUCAAGAAGCCCCGAAAAUCCAGUUGCGCAGCUCUUGGACACCGGGAAUCUUGUUGUUAAAGAUAGAAAUGAUGAUAACAAAGACAACUUUUUGUGGCAGAGUUUUGAUUAUCCUUGUGACACACACCUACCGGAAAUGAAGCUUGGAUGGGAUUUAGUAACUGGUCUAGAUAGGUUUUUAUCAUCUUGGAAGAGCAUGGAUGAUCCUGCUCAAGGUGAGUAUUCAACACGCAUAGAUCCUCGUGGGCUUCCGCAAAGGGUUGUGAUGAAGGGAGAUUCAAUAAAGACUAGAGCAGGGUCAUGGAAUGGCCUUGGUUUUACGGGUCAUGCGUUAAGACCGAAUCCAGUAUAUGAGUAUGGAUUCGUGCUGAAUGAGAAAGAGGUCUAUUACGAGUACAAACUUUUAAACAAUUCUGUUUUCUCAAGAUAUGUGCUAUACCCAUCAGGCGUUGGACAACGAUUUGUAUGGAUGGAUCGGACACACAGUUGGGAGCCUUUAGAUACAUCGCAGGCAGAUAGGUGCGAAAAUUAUGCCUUAUGCGGUGGAUAUGCUACAUGCAACAUUAAUAACUCACCUGUAUGUGCAUGCUUGGAAGGAUUCUUACCCAAGUCUCCAAAACAGUGGGAUUCAGUAGAUUUGUCUGAUGGGUGUGUUCGAAGGACUUCUUUGAAAUGCGAUGAUGGAGAUGGAUUCUGGAAGCACAAGGGGGUGAAAUUGCCUGACACAUCUUCUUCCAGGUUCAACAAGAGCAUGACCCUCAAGGAAUGCGAAGGAAUGUGUUUGAAAAAUUGCUCCUGCACAGCAUAUGCAAGUUUAGAUGUGAGGGGAGAAGGAAGCGGCUGCGUGCUGUGGUUUGGUAGCCUAGUUGAUACAAGACAAUUCUCUGAGGGUGGGCAAGAACUCUAUAUAAGGAUGGCCAUUUCCGAACUGGGCCGGCUUGAGAAAAAGAUGCACUCCAACAAGGAGAAACUAGUAGGAAUUAUAGUCGGCUCAACAUUACUAGUCGUGGGAAUGAUAAUAGUUGGAUUGGUCUCAUACAUAUGGAAGAAGAAACUCAGAAACCAAGAGAUGACAAAAAGAAAUCGAAUGAAGUAUUGUGACAAUGAAGGUGGGAAAGAAGAUAUGGAGUUACCGAUAUAUGAUUUGGCAACCAUAACAAAUGCCACAGAUAAUUUUUCAAACAGAAACAAGCUAGGAGAAGGUGGCUUUGGACCUGUGUACAAGGGUACAUUGCCAGAAGGAAGAGAUAUAGCUGUGAAGAGGCUUUCAAAUAAUUCUAGACAAGGACUGAACGAGUUAAAAAAUGAAGUGAUUUUGAUUGCUAAACUUCAACACCGUAAUCUUGUGAAGAUUCUUGGUUGUUGCAUUCAAAAAAAUGAAAACAUGUUAAUCUAUGAAUACAUGCCCAACAAAAGCUUGGACUACUUUAUUUUUGAUCAAGCAAAGAGUAAAUUACUUGACUGGCAUAAGCGAAUCAACAUUAUUAAUGGUGUUGCUAAAGGGAUUCUCUAUCUUCAUGAAGACUCUAGACUGAGAAUUAUCCAUAGAGAUCUCAAAGCUAGCAAUAUCCUUCUAGAUAAUAAAAUGAAUCCAAAAAUUUCGGACUUUGGCCUGGCUAGAUCUUUUGCGGGAGAUCAAAUUGAUUCCGAGACCAAUAGGAUUAUUGGAACAUAUGGUUAUAUGUCUCCCGAGUAUGCGGUGCAUGGACAAUACUCAGUCAAAUCUGAUGUAUUUAGCUUUGGUGUUUUAGUAUUAGAGAUAGUAAGUGGGAAGAAGAACAAGGGAUUUUGCCACCCAGACCACCAACUUAAUCUUCUUGGACAUGCAUGAAAACUUUGGAUCGAAGACAAAGCAAUAGAAUUUAUGGAUGAAUUGGUUGGUGACUUGAGCACUCUAUCUAAUGUAUUACGACAUAUUCAUGUGGGUUUGUUAUGUGUGCAACAAAGACCGGAAGAUAGACCAAACAUGUCAUCCGUGAUUCAAAUGUUUAGCAAUGAGAGUUUAUUGCCUAAACCGAAACAA
Messenger RNA from Alnus glutinosa, 3115 nucleotides. Its product is annotated as G-type lectin S-receptor-like serine/threonine-protein kinase At4g27290. The record is from RefSeq and is a predicted model, not a curated record. The transcript has 9 exons. NCBI's taxonomy places the organism in Eukaryota, Viridiplantae, Streptophyta, Magnoliopsida, Fagales, Betulaceae. Gene Ontology annotation, biological process: recognition of pollen; protein phosphorylation. Gene Ontology annotation, molecular function: ATP binding; protein serine/threonine kinase activity. Bases 761 to 2923 code for a protein of 720 amino acids.